Messenger RNA from Trichechus manatus latirostris (Florida manatee), 1590 nucleotides. RefSeq names its product von Willebrand factor A domain containing 5A (gene VWA5A). The record is from RefSeq and is a predicted model, not a curated record. Lineage: Eukaryota; Metazoa; Chordata; Mammalia; Sirenia; Trichechidae.
AUGGUAACACAAACAGCCGUUGUUUCAGAUAGUGGUAAUGACUAUCAGAAAAACUGGACAAAAAUAAGCAGCAAGAUUUCCCUGGAUGAUGGACACAAGUUUGAUCGAGAUGUGCAACUCCUGAUUUACUACAGUGAGGUGCACACCCCCAGUGUCGCUGUGGAAAUGGGGAAACUGAGAACAAGUUCAGAUUGUUUUAUGGAAGAGUCAACUGUGAUGGUGAGUUCCUAUCCCAAUAUCCCAGAAACUCAGCCACCAAUCACCUGUGGAUAAUUUAUCUUCCUCAUGAACCAGUCAGGAAGUAUGCAGUGCCCCAUGAGUAAACGGGAUAAAUCCCAGUUGCGCAUAGACGCUGCCAAGGAGACACUGAUUUUGCUGCUGAAGAGUUUACCUGUAGGCUGUUAUUCCAACGUCUUUAGAUUUGGAUUUUCCUAUGAGUCAUUCUUCCAGGAUAGUGUGAGGUAUACUCAACAUACAGUGGAAGAGGCAGUGAGGAAAAUUAAUCUUAUGAAAGCAGACCUAGGGGGCACUGAAAUCUUGACACCACUCAAUGCCAUAUAUGGGUCACCCACCAUCCCUGGGCACCCCCUGCAGUACAAUCUGUGUCACAAAUGUUUCUCGUUUGGUAUUGGAGAAGGUGUUUCCGCUAGCCUGAUAAAAGGCAUUGCCUGGGCAACAGGGGGCACUUCAGAGUUUAUCAACGGCCAGGACAGGAUGCAGUCCAAGGCUCUUUUGGCCCUGAAGUGUUCUCUGCAGCCUGUGGUAGAGGACUUCUCAUUGAGCUGGUCUUUGCCUGUUGGUUUGUCUGCCAAAGUGCUUUCCCCAGAACAGUCAGUCAUCUUUAGGGGUCAGAGGUUAAUCAUCUAUGCCCAAAUACUUGGGCUGAUGCCGCCAAAAGAGGCAAAAGGAGAAGUAUGCCUGAAGUACACACUUCAGGGCAAGAGUUUUGAGAAUAAGGUGACAUUUUCUCUGCAUUCCAAGCCUGAUGCCAACUUCACCAUUCACCACCUUGCUGCCAAGUCCCUGCUCCAGUUAAAGGACAUGGGCUUCAGAGAGACUCCAGCAAAUGAUAAAAAAGAAGUAUUGAAGAUCAGCCUUGAGUGUGGAGUCAUAAGCUCUCACACAGCUUUCAUUGCCAUCAGCAAGGAUCUCAAUCAGCCAGUUCAGGGGCCCCUGGUUCGUAGGGAUAUUCCGAGGCCAAUUCUUUUGGGUGCUGUCACUACAGUGCCAAGAUACCAUGGAGGUGCUUAUCCAAAGGCCUCAUCCUCCUACUAUGCUUAUCCAAAGGCCUCAUCCUCCUACUAUACACCUGCAGCUGAGUCCAUGAGGAGCACUCCUUGUUACUCAAACAUGCCGUGUCAGCCAAGAAACAAUGGAGGCUCAAAUGUUUUGGGUCGCUGUAGGCCGAUGAGUUACAGGGAAAUGUAUACUCUAGUCUUUGGAGAUAAUCACCUUGUGCAGCUGAUUUCCCUCCAAAAGGCAGACGGUUCUUGGGAUCUGAAUGAAGGUCUGGCCUUGGUCCUAGGUAUGAGUGUGGAAGACGUACUGGCUGCCCUUCCUUACAAGGUGAGAUUCCAAGAAGAAAAAUGA